AUGAUCCGCAUCCAACCUUUCGCCCGUUUAUCCAUUCUAGUGCUUCUUGGGUUGGCUAGCUAUGCCAAUGCAGAGGGACAGUACAGUGUGGGUGUCAGCUGGGCGCUACCCGAGACACCCGAGGAUGGCUUGUUGAAGGACUGCAGUCAACUCGAGAGGGACAAGCUGCAUAUUGUGGUAAUCCGUGCGUUGCAGUAUAUUGGUAUUGACAUGGACCACGGUGGUUGGGCAGAAAUGAUCUCUGAAGAUGCACUGCGAGAUAGAUACGCCCUAUGGAAGAAAAAGUACGCCGAGGAGUUCGAGGACACAGACGAAGGUUUUGAAGAUAACCUCGAUUUUGGAGAAAAGAGCUGGAGUGACGCCAUGAAGGAGUACAACGAUCUCAAGAAGGCUGUUGUGGAGAAAAAGAAAACCGAUCUAGAACUCAAGAAAGAAGCCGCUGAGAAGGCCAAGAGUCAAGCUGAUCAGCUUCAAGCGGAAGCUCGGAAAGCUGAAGAGGAAGCAGAGAAGGCUUUGAGAGAAGCGGACAAAGCGGCGAAAGAAGCCACCAAACUUGAGAGAGAAGCUGGCAUGUCCGACGAGCCAGAUGAAGCUUGCGACACCACUGAAGAGUUUGUUUGUGCCGAUGGAUCUCUUGUCACCAGGAUUCUUCCUGGCUGUUUGUUUGAAGACUGCCCUAUCAGUACUACUUCCGACAAUGCCAGUGACCCUCCCAGCUCCAGCCCCACUGAAAUUCAGAGCUCCAGCCCCAGUCAAGCUCCCACGGAAGACGACACCAACGAUGGCGAGGACAAGGAUGCGCGUUCCCUUGCGGAGGAACAGUUGGAUUUCUUGGAGUACGAAGUCGAUCUUUCCACGUUCGAACCCUGGAAACACACUGGUGAAAGCAAUCGUCGACUUGGGGGGCACUGCGACGAUGCAGCGGCCUAUUGCAAACGUGGGAUGACAUACUACUGUAACUAUUGCUGUAAAUGCAGCGGCCGCCGCCGCCGUCGUCGUGGGCUACGCCAGCAGCAGGAACGAGAGAUGAUGAAGAUCUAUUCCGGUGAGGACAUUGAGAUGACAACGAAGCUCGCCUGGACAGCCAUUACGGCAAUGAUGGAAAAGUUCGAAGAUGACGAAGAGCACAACCAGCACAACAGAAUCGAGUGUUUGAAGUAUCCUGUGGAGGUAGUUGUGAAAAUGCAGGGUGAGCAUGGCAACAUUCACACAGCUGGACCAGAAUCUCCGGUCUAG
Seminavis robusta is the source of this 1236-nucleotide messenger RNA. Lineage: Eukaryota; Bacillariophyta; Bacillariophyceae; Naviculales; Naviculaceae. The record is from the annotation of a GenBank genome assembly.